Exophiala oligosperma is the source of this 1467-nucleotide messenger RNA. RefSeq lists its product as uncharacterized. Lineage: Eukaryota; Fungi; Ascomycota; Eurotiomycetes; Chaetothyriales; Herpotrichiellaceae. Gene Ontology annotation, biological process: tRNA modification. Gene Ontology annotation, molecular function: magnesium ion binding; tRNA guanylyltransferase activity. The record is from RefSeq and is a predicted model, not a curated record. The coding region runs from base 223 to 1191 and encodes 322 amino acids. The transcript has 3 exons.
ACACUUUAUGCCGACAAGAACAACAUUAUGAGCAGCUUUUAAUUUUGUGAGAGAGAGAGAGAGAGAGAAAAGACUGUGUCCAUGAUGAUGGUCAGAUUUCUCACCAUUGGACAUAUCGGUACGGCGCAAUUCGAAAAAUGGCAAAUUCCAAGUAUGAUUUCCCUUGGAUUUAGUUGGUUUGGGGGUUUUCCGGAUCGCGUCACUAAAAAUGUGUUUUGUUAAAUGUCACACGAAUACAGAUAUGAAUACGUUCGCAACUUUGAACGAGACGAACAUUUAUUGCCAAACACUUGGAUCGUGGUCAGGAUUGACGGUAGAGGAUUUCACCGAUUCUCGGAUCAUUAUGGUUUCCAAAAACCCAACGACGUCCGAGCCCUCGACGUGAUGAACUCGGCGGCUCGACACGUGGUCAAGACCCUGCCGGACAUCGUGAUGGCCUACGGAGUCAGUGACGAGUACAGUUUCGUUUUCCACAAGUCGACCACGUUGUUCGAGAGGAGGAACGCCAAACUCGUGAGUACCGUGGUGAGUACCUUCACGGCGGCGUACGUCAUGUUUUGGCCCCGUGGUUUUUUUGUUUCCGCUGUAGAAACGGAAACGGAAAGGGAAAAGGGGGAGACCAAAGGAAAAAAGAAGGAGAUGGAACAACAACAAGAACAACAAGAACGUGACCUCGAUGUCGAAAUGAUUCCCACUUUUGAUGCGAGGGCGGUUUGUUACCCUUCAUGGGAGAAUUUGAGAGACUACCUAAGUUGGAGACAGGUUGAUUGUCAUAUCAACAACCUUUACAACACCACCUUUUGGGCUUUGGUUCAACGAGGUGGAAUGUCACAGACGGCGGCCGAGGAAUCCCUCAAGGGUACAUUGGCAAGUGAUAAGAAUGAGAUUCUUUGGUCCAGGUUUGGUAUCAACUACAACAAUGAACCAGAAAUGUUUCGUAAAGGGUCGGUGGUGUUUAGGGAGUACGCGUUAGAGACGACGACGACGAAAACAAACGCAGGAAAGACCGAGAAUGAGAAUCUACCAGAGGACGAGAAACCCGUGUCAGUGUCCAAGACACAAUUUGAAAAGAUGAGAAAAGCGAGACAAAAGGCCAAAAUUGUCACGGCUCACCUGGACAUCAUCAAGGAUGAUUUUUGGUUGGUAAGACCAUGGUUGAGGUCGGGGAAACCUGGAAGACCUGUUGAAUGAAUCGACGUCGAUGUCGGGCCUGUAGAGGAAGAGAGAGAGAGAUGAAUGUUGAAGAAAUUCAGACUUGCAAGAACCACAAAACAUGAAGAAAUACAGGUGGUGUUGGUGUUGUAAAGGGGUCAUUCCGAUUCAUUAAACUAUCCCUGCCCACAAAAAGAAAAUGGUAACAACCUGGGCAGGAUCAUUUGCGUCAACGCUCCAAAUGUCGUCAUGUAACCAAUCAAACAAGACAGUAGAUAUCCAGAGUGUAGAGAGUCAUGAGAGAAGAGACCCAAG